AUGGGAAGAACAGAGCCUUCUAUUGGUCGUCCACCGGCGGCGUUCCGCAAAGACGUUCGCUCCAAAAAGGCUAAAGCGACUAUCAACAAGGUCAUUCCCAGUCUUUUACCUGGGAAUUCCCGUGCUCAGCAGGGUAUCGACGCAGCGGAGUUGAUUCCUUUUCAGACUGCACAAGCAUCAAAAGACGGUAAGACUACAGACCAAGCGAAGAAAGGCAAAUCUGGUCGUCGCUCAUCAACAUCAAAGUCUGAUGGUCAGGCCAGUCUGCCACCCUCAGCAGAAGCCAAACCACCCAGAAUUUUAGUCAGAGAGGUUGAUACACUCAAGGCAGCCCGAGACCUUCUCGAGAUAGAAACCCCAUCUGGAACAAAAGCCGAUCUCAAGAAUGAUCGCGCUCGCGUGGCCAUUCUUAACAUGGGCUCCCCUCUAUCUCCAGGCGGAGGUUUCCUCAACGGUGCAAACAGUCAAGAAGAGUCACUCUGCAUGCGUACUACUCUAUACCCUUCUCUCAAGGAUGAAUGGUACCGCAUUCCUGAUCUAGCAUCUAUCUACACUCCCAAUGUGCUGGUCUUCAGAGAUGAAGAAGCUGAAGAUCUGGAUAAAAAGGACCGGUUCUAUGUCGACUGUAUCACUGCUGCUAUGAUUCGAACGCCUGAAUACGAGAUGGACAAUGACGGUAUUGCGACGUACGCGAACAAAAAGGAUCGCGAGUUAGCUCAGAACAAAAUGAGGGCUGUCAUGCGUGUCGCUGUUAUGAAGAAGACGAAACGUCUGGUUCUCGGCGCUUGGGGCUGCGGCGCGCAUGGAAAUCCAGUUGGAGAAAUUGCACGGCUAUGGAAGGCGGUUUUGAUGCCGAGACAGGAUAAAUCGAAGGGUGUCAAGGAGCGGUGGGAACAGCUUGAUGAGAUUGUGUUUGCGAUCAAGGAUCAUAACAUGGCUCGAGCGUUUGCGGAAGCUUUUGGAGAUGGCCUCGAGAGGUUGGAAGACGAUGAUGAAGAGGAAGAGGGUAGCGAGGAAGAUGAGGGGAUGAAUGUCAAGACAAAAGAAUUGUUGACCAAGAUUGAGGAACUGGAGCAGCGUAUCGCAACAGUGGUGAAUCCCAAGGUCAAGGAGGGAUUGCAGAGUAUUCUUGAGGGUUUGAAGAAGCAGCUUCCUGACGAUGAGGGGUCAGUGCACUCGGAGGAUGUUCGCUCUGACGGCAAUGCUUCAAGCUAG
Fusarium coffeatum is the source of this 1215-nucleotide messenger RNA. RefSeq lists its product as uncharacterized. The coding region runs from base 1 to 1215 and encodes 404 amino acids. The transcript has a single exon. Lineage: Eukaryota; Fungi; Ascomycota; Sordariomycetes; Hypocreales; Nectriaceae. The record is from RefSeq and is a predicted model, not a curated record.